UCGCCUCAGUGGCUGGGCCCCUCCUCCCUCUGCAACCUGCGGGGAGGUGCUGCUGCUAUCGCCGCUGCUUGUCUCGCAGAUCCUUGCUGGCAUAUUACUGAAUAUUUUUAUUGAACCUGCUUAAGAAUUCAGAGAAACUGCUGAGUGACCACUGGAGGAAAGAUCUAAUCUUUCAACUGACGCAUAUUCCAUCCACAUUAGAACAAUGUCCUACGUUUUUGUAAAUGAUUCUUCUCAAACUAAUGUGCCCUUGCUACAAGCCUGUAUUGAUGGAGACUUUAACUAUUCUAAGCGGCUUCUGGAAAGUGGCUUUGACCCAAAUAUCCGUGACAGCAGAGGCAGGACAGGCCUUCACCUUGCAGCAGCCCGAGGGAAUGUAGACAUCUGCCAGCUGUUGCAUAAAUUUGGUGCUGAUCUGCUGGCCACAGAUUAUCAAGGAAACACAGCUCUUCAUCUCUGUGGCCAUGUGGAUACCAUCCAAUUCUUAGUUUCCAAUGGACUCAAAAUUGAUAUAUGCAAUCAUCAAGGUGCUACUCCUUUAGUUCUGGCAAAGCGCAGGGGAGUGAAUAAAGAUGUCAUCCGAUUGCUGGAAUCUUUGGAAGAACAGGAGGUAAAAGGAUUUAACAGAGGAACUCACUCGAAACUGGAGACCAUGCAGACGGCUGAGAGUGAAAGUGCCAUGGAAAGCCAUUCCCUCCUCAAUCCCAACCUACAGCAAGGUGAAGGAGUCCUGUCCAGCUUUCGAACCACUUGGCAGGAAUUCGUAGAGGAUCUGGGCUUCUGGAGGGUCCUGCUCCUGAUCUUUGUCAUUGCUUUGCUGUCUCUUGGCAUUGCCUACUAUGUGAGUGGAGUGCUGCCCUUCGUGGAAAACCAGCCUGAACUGGUGCAUUAAAGGAGCUCAUAGAGAUGAGGCAAAUGCCUAUUUCUGGGCUCCCAACAUUGAUUCCCAGUUUCUCAAAAUUUUUCUUAGUGCAAGGCAGUGAGGGCUGAGCAUUUUUCUUUAUGCACUUUUACUUAUUGUAAUCCUUUUAGAAGAAUAAUGUGUUCAUUUGAACUUCAUACUGUAGUCAACUAUAGUGCAUCCUAAUGCUACCUCUGACUUAACCUGACUUCUUAAGAAAAUCUGCUGAUAACCUUGUUUGAUAAAAACAUGCAAAUGACUAGAGAAUAGAAGCUAAAGGAAGAGAGUAUCCUUAGGAUAGAAACCUUACCCUGAUCUUAGACCAAUUGAAGUAUCCAAAAAGAAAAAAACGUUCCCUUUAUGAAUGUUUUGGGUGGUGGGUUUAGUUUUGUUUAUUUUUGCAAGAGCUCCUUUUUUCUUUUUAUUUACUUUUUCUGGGGAGAGGACAAAACCUUUGAACUUAGAGUACAUUUUAAAAAUCUUGUAUGGCAAAUUAAUAUUGUUAGAAUCUAUUUGGUUUAUUUUAACAUUUUGAAGUCUAGUCACAAACCAAACAAAACUUUUGAAAUGAGCUAUAUUUUCUUCAAAACCGAUUGAUUUAAUCUUUGCUUUAGAGCAAUUUUGAUUUAUUGUAAACUGCUUUGCUUGUUAGUGUCUGUGAAAAAUCAGCUUCAGGAGUUCACUUUGCUCACUUUCUACUUUCCCCUUGUAUAUAUUUUAGAGGUGUCCUGUUCAUCAAAAGUGCAGUCAGAAAACUCUUUUUCUGCUGAAUAGUUAGCAGGGAGAAAUAAUUCUAAUAUUUAAUGUCACUAGAAUUUUGUAGUGCUAUUACAGUGGAAACGUCAGUUCUAUAAGCUAGCUGUGCGUCACAGUGGUAUCAUAAUUAUUUAACGUGCUGUCCUGUUUAGAGGCCUGUCAGACUUGUCAUUGCAGUCCCAUCCACAUCAGUGAUUCUUGGACGGAAGGAACAGGUGGAGUACUCAGUCAACAGCCCAGAGCCAUACUGUACUGUCAUAAGCUCUUUAUGACUGGUAACAUUAUGUACAUUGAAAUCUGGCCCCCCUAUAUUGCCGCUUUCAGCAGUGUGUUUGAAGGCCUCUUUUGUUAAUGUUUCUAUAUGUAUAAAUCAUUUCUUAGGUUAUUACAAAAGAAUCUGAAUGCUUAAUAAUUGUUCAUUGAGUGAAGUCUGAAAAUUGCAGUGAAAGAAUUAACGGUUUUAUUUUCUAGAACAACAGCAUCUAAGUUACUGCUAGUUGAAUUGUUGCUAGAAUUAGAAAUCACAGUUAGAGUAGAAUUGGUACUUGUGAUUCUUUUUGCUCCUUGAUAUUUCCUCCUUUGUAUUUAUAUAUCUGGUAUUGAAACUUUUUUCUUUUGUGUGGCUUGUUCCUCCCCUAAAAAGAUGUUAUAAAAUUCCUGAUGUACUGUUUUGUUUCAGGAUCAGCUUGCAGAGUCUUGCUUUUAGGUCAGAUACAAACAAAAUUAAUCAUACUUGGUGUAACUACAGCAAAAAAAAAAAAAAAAAACUCAAAUUCAAAGUAUAUUCAGAAUGAAAGUUUUACCUUUGUAAUUCUAAACAUACAAAACUGGUCAAUAUAUGUAAAUAUAUUAUACUUUUUUAAAGAUUAAUGUUUCCUUUUAAGUGCUGAUUUCUUUGUAUUCUCUGCAUUCAGUAUUAAGUAAAACCACCAAUAAAAUAUUUAUAAAUCCUUAAUCACAGUCU
Sciurus carolinensis (gray squirrel) is the source of this 2621-nucleotide messenger RNA. It is a transcript of the gene Ankrd46, whose product is annotated as ankyrin repeat domain 46. The record is from RefSeq and is a predicted model, not a curated record. The coding region runs from base 206 to 892 and encodes 228 amino acids. Gene Ontology annotation, molecular function: protein binding. Lineage: Eukaryota; Metazoa; Chordata; Mammalia; Rodentia; Sciuridae. The transcript has 5 exons.